UUGUUUCUUUUUUCUCCUCUCUCUCUUUAAAAAACCUCCCUAAUCUUCUUCCUGCUCUCCUCUGGCGGCUCUCUUUCUCUCUCUAAAAGGUGUGUUUGCUUUCUCUCUCUUCGGAUUGGAUCGAUUUAUCUCUAUCCUGUACAUGCCCUAGCGAAGCUAGUUUCAUGACCCAACUUCUGAAAUUCUAGAUCCGAUUUCGAUCCCCCAAAAUUGGCCGAUCUAUCUGAAGAUUUUGACGAUUCGAACCGCCAUGGUUGGAGGACCACCGCCACAACAACAAUCUCAGACUCAACCUCCGUCAACACCCACAGCUCCAUCUGCUGAAGAAGAAGCCUUGAAGAGGAACACCGAUUGCGUUUACUUUCUCGCUUCCCCUUUAACCUGCAAAAAAGGAGCCGAGUGUGAGUAUCGGCACAGUGACAUUGCUCGGGUGAACCCCAGGGAUUGCUGGUACUGGCUGAAUGGUAAUUGCUUGAAUCCGAAAUGUGCGUUCCGACACCCUCCUCUUGAUGGAUUAUUGGGGACCCAAGUGCCAACUCCUGUGGGACCUUCUUUACCUCCAUCACUGACUGCAACAACACCUGUGGCAAGUAAUUCAGUUAAACAACCUGUUGCUUGCAUUUUCUUUCAGAAGGGAUUAUGCUUAAAAGGUGACAGAUGUCAUUUCUUGCAUUCUCCAAUCGCUGUCAACAACAAAGUUCCACAGGUGGCUGUAGCUACUACUGUUUCGGAGCCUCCAACCCUUAAGAAGGCUUUUGGUGGCCUUGCAAAGUUUAAUCAAGAGCAGAAGGUUACACAAGCAAAUGUUCCUAAGCCAGCUGAAUUUCUUUCCCAGGUGAAACCACUGGCGAAAUUUGAAACUGCUCCACCCAAAAAUGGGGUUGCCAUUGACAGGCAUGUACCUACGCCACCUUCAGUUCUGGACGAUCAGUCUCCUCCCAGGUACAAACCAACAAAUGUUCCUGCUCCUACCAAUGGAAAUUCUAUCAGCAGGUCUAACCGCGUGCAGCAAGUUCAAGUACCAGAUGAUCAUGGUAUCCUGAAUAGCAGCAGGGAUGCUGAUGAAUUCUCUAGGGAGAUCUCCCCUGGUUUUGAUGUUCUUGUGGAUGAUGAACUUAGAGAGUCUGAUUAUUAUCAUAACGAGGAUCCUUAUGGACGAACAAGGGGUCAUGAAGGAAGGAAUCUGAAUCCCAUGAAUGAUUUUGAUAUUGGCCAUUCUGUGGAUUACGAUUCGAUGGUUGAUGUUGACAGGGACAUGUAUCGUGAUUCACUUGGGUAUGAUUCAUAUGAACACGUGCACGGGCAGUAUGCUAGAGAGCAGCGUAGGGCUUCAUCAUCUGAGAGGAUGUUAGGAGGGUCAGGGCAUCUGGAAAGGAGGCGUUACCCUAGAGCCAAUAGCCCUGAUCAAAUUGUUGAAUUGGAUCUGAGGCAUCGCUUGUCAAAGCAGAGGAGGGUUAAUGGUUUGAGGUCUGUCAUUAGUCAUGACCGCGUCCGUGACAACACUGCUGAGGAUCGAGGUUACCGGGGCUCUUCUCGAAGGGAUGCCCACCAUUUACCUCCAAAUGAAAGUUCUGUCAGUAGUCGUCUUCGUGGAAGAAUAAAACUUCCAGGGAGAUCAUCAUCUCCAGUCAAUGGAAGUGAUUUGCACCCAGAAAGUGAAAUGGAGAGGGGAAGGAACCGGGGGAGGUUGUCACCAGGAAGGUCACAGAUUUCCACCCUCCAGGGAAGGCUUCGGGACAGAAUAAAAGGAAGGGUGCAAGAGGAUGUUAAUAAUGAGGGGGGAAGUUUUAGAGCUCCGCCUCCGCGCAUGAGAGACUUGAUAAAUGACAAUAAUGCUGAUUUUGCUGCUCCAAAAAGACUUUCACAGCUGAAAGGUGGGAAGAACGCUGAGGGCAAUGAGCAGCAAAUGAAUGAUCAACAACCUUUCUCUCUUGGGAAGCGCAAAUACCCUAAAUUAGAGAGCCACCAACAAUCUGAAAGUGAUCUCUCAUUUGAAGGACCAAAGCCGCUGAGUGAGAUUUUGAAGAGAAAAAGAGCAACAGUUCCUGGGACCAGUUCGAUGUCUGGUAAUAUAGAAGACAGUAACCAAAUGGAAGAAAAGGAAAGCUUCAUGAGCGGAUUGAAGACAGCAACAAGCGUUACUUCUCUUGUAUCCAAGGAACAAAUCAAAGAAUCCAAGUCUGGAACAGCUGAUGUUGUUGGAACCGAAGGCAGAGAUGUUUUGAUCCCUAGAGAAGUUAAUAAAUCAGCUGACGAUCAAUAUCCUCUUCAACGUAAUGAAAGUGAGCUUGAAACUGAAGAGGGGAUGAUUGUUGAUGACACGAUAGAAGAUCAUGAGCCUGAAACCUUUGAUCAGAGAGAUGGGGAGUCGGAUUAUGAGCAGGUUGAUGGAGAAGAUUACAACCUAGAUGAAGCAGAGAAUGGAGAACAUGAGGAGUACCUGGACGACGAGGAUGACGAUGGAGAUGACUUUGCAAAGAAGAUUGGAGUCAUGUUCUCUUGAAAAAAGAGAAAUCACAAUUGUUGGCUCUUAACUAUGAUCCAUGUGUGCAAGGAGCUUGAGCUUGCUAAGGUUGGAGCAAAAUUAGUUGCUUUGGAUUUUUAGCAUAGGAAGUAGGGAUAAUAAACCUUUUUUUUUAAAUAUUUUUUGUGUACUAUUUGAAUCAUUUGCAGUGUAUUUAAACUCUGAUUGAAUGGGAAUUUUUUCUUCGUGCUUGUGGCUUUUAUCAGCCAUGCCCAUCGGUUAAUUUUGCUUUCAGAGCAGAUGACUAACAUUUACUAAGUUAAUAACAUUGUAGUCUUUCUAUUA
Messenger RNA from Camellia sinensis, 2809 nucleotides. RefSeq names its product CCCH-type zinc finger family protein. Gene Ontology annotation, molecular function: mRNA binding; metal ion binding. Lineage: Eukaryota; Viridiplantae; Streptophyta; Magnoliopsida; Ericales; Theaceae. The record is from RefSeq and is a predicted model, not a curated record.